Hevea brasiliensis (rubber tree) is the source of this 573-nucleotide messenger RNA. Its product is annotated as putative receptor-like protein kinase At3g47110. The transcript has 4 exons. Lineage: Eukaryota; Viridiplantae; Streptophyta; Magnoliopsida; Malpighiales; Euphorbiaceae. The coding region runs from base 1 to 573 and encodes 190 amino acids. Gene Ontology annotation, molecular function: protein kinase activity; ATP binding. Gene Ontology annotation, biological process: protein phosphorylation. The record is from RefSeq and is a predicted model, not a curated record.
AUGACUGCUCAUUUUGGUGAUUUCGGAUUAGCAAGGCUUCUUUCCAAAACCUCAAGCAACUCUUCUCAAGACCAAACAAGCUCUAUUGGGAUAAAGGGAAUAAUCGGCUAUAUGCCUCCAGGAUAUGGAAUAGUUGGCGAGCCAACAACAUAUGGGGAUGUGUAUAGCUUUGGAAUAAUUUUGUUGGAGAUAUUCACAGGACGGAGACCAAUUGAUGAAGUGUUCAGAGAUGGAGAAGUGGGAGUAGAAGAAUUUGUUGAAGACAAUGAGACUGAUGAUGAUCAAACAGAAAUCCAAGAAAAUAAUGUCAAUAUGGAAAAUAUGAAAUUACAAGGAAGCAAUGUGCAAAAAUGUGCUGGAUCAGUCCUCAAAAUAGGACUCGCAUGCUCGGCAGAACUAUCAGGAGAUCGAAUGAAUAUGAUCGAUGCUACAAGAAAAUUAAACAUUAUCACAGAGGCUUUCCUUCGUGCAAGGACUCAUAGAGAACAACAAAUUCCCAAAGACUACUCUGAUCAUUUGGAUAUUGCAGGAAUACGCUGUGGCAUUCAGGCAUCCAGGCCCCCACUAACCUGA